Molecule: messenger RNA, 597 nt
Organism: Linum tenue
Lineage: Eukaryota; Viridiplantae; Streptophyta; Magnoliopsida; Malpighiales; Linaceae
Source: the annotation of a GenBank genome assembly
AUGGAGGAGAUGGAGAUUGUUCCCUGGGCGGAGGCGUUCCUUGAUGAGUACCGGUUGCACCAAUCGGAAGGCGAGGAAAAUCAUUUAACGGGGGAUACCCAAAUUUGGAAAAGGCCGCAGGAGGGGAGGCUGAAAAUUAACACGGACGCGGGCAUUGGAGAUGAGGGUGUAGGGCUGGGUGUGGUGGUUCGAAAUCAUAUGGGAGAGUUUGUUAUGGCAGCUGCGAAGCAGGUGAGGGGAAUACAGGAUCCGACAAUGGGGGAGGCACUCGCUGUCGAGUUCGGGUUACAGCUGGCGCGACAACACCAUAUGGUGAGCCCGAUUAUGGAGGUGGAUUGUGUGAAUGUGGUGGCAGGGGUCAGACGAGCGGCAGGGAUACAAACCGAGCUAGGGGUGAUCUGCAGGAAUAUCAGUAAGCUGCUAGAGGAGACAGGAGGGGGGACGAUCCAACAUGUCAGUCGAAAGGCUAAUGAAGCUGCGCAUAUUAUGGCGCAUGUUAGAACUUUAUGGGAUAGAGCGGAAGUUUGGUUUGAUAGGCCUCCGCUGAUUCUGCUUGAUCAGCUUAAAAUUGAUGAUGUAACUUUUCCAUAUCAAUAA